AAUUCAUAGCGAUUGCUAUGGUUACGGUCAAUGAGUUUUUAGUUAAAUUGAAGUCGUUGAUGGGAUUGGCAAACUUUUAUGGGAUUUUGCAAAAGUUGAUAAUUCAAAAAUUUUAUAGGAAUUCUUCAGUGUUUUUGUGAACUGUUAAAAUGACAUAAUAACGUGGUAGGGAAAGUAUGUUACUGUUUAUAGAAGCACACAUUUUUAUAAUGUCCAGAUCCAAUAAACCUCUGUUUCACUGUUAUAUUAUUCCAUCAUCCCCCUUAUGUAUUUGUGCCCAUCAUAUCCACUUCGAAUUUAUUUUUUGGCGAAGUUAAAGUAUCAUGUCUAUGCUUACGUCUGUCCAAAGUUCACUGUGCAGAACCAUUUAGAUUUAGGGGAGCUACAAAAGAUCAUUCUGAAUCACAAUAUACCUGCCCUUGUGAGUCUGGGGAGAGUAUGACAAUAAGCCUGUUGUCAUACAACUUUAUAAGAGAUAAAUUUUGCUAUAAAUGUAGUUCAUGCUACAAGAGAAACUAAUUGUGAGGGUAGAUACAGGAUUCUAUUUUUUUCACUGCGCUUUUUUCUGUUAUGGUUUGGGAAGUAGGUUAAAGAAUAGAGUUGUACAUGCAGUGCUCACAUAUCGUCAUAUUUUAUCAGUGAAACAUUUGAUUCCUUAGCUAAAGCAACCUCCACUUUGAGGUAUCUUAGAUGGAAUGAAAUGUUUCUUACAUAUCCAGUCGGAGAGAUUUAGAUUUAAUUCGGUAUACCAUUUAUAAAUGCUCUGUUGGAUGCUGCUGUAUGUCUGCACUGCGUGAAUGUAAUGAAUCAAUCGGAUUUCAUAUGUUUUCAAAGCAAAAUAAGCUUCACUUUAUAUUUUUGUGCUAUAAGGAAACAGUAGAUGAACUUUUUGUUAUCUAAGUAACUCUUUCAUCUUCCUGACGCCUGUUUAUUUUCCGUAGUUGACCAAAAUAUGUUCACCUCGAAGUAUUUAAUAGCACAGCUAUAUUUCUUGUAGCAUUACAGUGCUUGUAUAUUCAGUUGUUUGAAAUUCAUUCAAAAAUUCAGAAUGCUCAGCAGUAUCUUAAGGUGGACAACAAAAUUUACUGUAAUUUUUGUAACUUGUCGUUGCAUUCAUAAGCGAGCAUAGGCAAAUCAGUAUUAAAAGACAUUACUGCUUUGUGAUAAAUUAUAACUAUUAUUGGACCGCAUUCAUUCUUACUACAUUCCUAAUAUUUUACUAUUGUAGUCCACAUCGUCAGGUGCAACCGCAAGCCAUUUACGACGCAAUAAUAUGGUCUUAAAUAGGUUACAGUGAAAAAGUUAUAUUCGAAAUAUACUCGCUUAUUACGCUUUAUAUGUUAUAUUACUUCUGCCUGAGUUUUGGUAUUGUUUCCGUUUAUUCAUUAUUAUUCGGUAGGCUUUUUCAGUCCGUCAAAAGUCUUGCUUAGUCUCCCUUAGGCAAAGCAGUUACCAUAAACUUGAGAAAAAUGGCAAAAACUCUGUGAUUGCCUUAUUUUCCUGGAAUCUGCAUUCUUUUAUCUCCUGUGUGACUCAAUGGUUAUCAUAAUUAAUACUCUACAUAGUUAUAAUGUACCUAAAUAAUUGCAUGCGAUUAAGAAGGAAAAUCUAAGUGGUUUCAUGUAUACAAUUGUUUGUUCUGCCAUGUUCAUACUGAUACAGGAAUCACAUUUUUCAGUAGAAAUAAUGUCUUUUCACUUGUUUCUUUCAACAUCACUUUACUUAUCAUCAUAGUUUUUGCUUCGUUUGGAAAUAUUUGAAGCUUACAAAGUUGCAUGGAAGUUUCACGUUUCGUAUUUCUAAAAGCGACAGUAACAAUACGGAAGAAAUACUUGAAUUAUAAAAAAUAUGUGAAUGACCAAAUCACUAGUCUUCACGUAAAAAAAUCUUAAUCUACUUUCACAAUAACGAUCUAACCACAGAUUUUGCUGAAGCAUCUACAAGGAAAGUUCAUGAAAUUUCAUUGAACCAGUUUUGUAUAUAUAAACUUUGCCUCCCGGUAAGAAUAAGACUUUUAACACGGUUGUAAAGUAUAUAAUUACUUUCUAGGUAAGUUUGCCUGAUAUAGUACAAGUUACUGAUCAUGAUUAUCUCAAACCACUUACAUUUAGUGGCAUUCUGUUACUGUGUUUUAUCAAAUAAAAUUAUUUAAUAUUGGACUUUGCUUUUUAACUUGAGUUCUUCUUUACUAAUCUUAUUUAUAUUAAAAUAACCUAUUUAUUUGUCUUCCUAACAGACAAACAUCAGCAUUCAUUCCUAGCGAUGACUUGAGAGGAUAUGAAUAACUGAUUCAGUUUUCACAGAAAUGAGCAGUCAAAGUCUAUUGGAAAAUUUUAUCAACAACUAUGAAAUAAAAUUAAAAGAGACAUAUAGAAAUUGUGAUACACAUCGUCUAAGUGAAUAUAAUGCUGCCGUCAAAAUUCAGGCUUGGUUUCGUGGUAUCCGAAUUCGAUGUUAUUUGAAAUUUAUUAACAAAUGCACAAUUGUUAUUCAAAAAACUUGGAGAGGAUAUUUAGGCCGUAAACACUAUCGACUUGUAUUGUCUGAAGCUGUUGUCAGAUUUCGUAGAAAUAAAUUUAGUACAGCUGCAGCUAAAAUUCAAAGUGCGUGGAAGGGUUAUCUAACUCGGAAAUAUGUAUUCAACUUUUAUUCACGUAAAGUUUAUCUAUCAGCUUUAGUUGAUGUUGGAGAGUUUGUUAAGAGUCAAUUAAGUGAAUAUGAAAAAGAAAUGAAACAAUUAAAAGUCAAUGAGAAAGAAGAGAAUGAACGGAAAAGAAUACUUAAUUGGGCAAAAUCCCAUCAUUUCCUAAUUUCCACAUAUUGUCAACCAGGAAUAUAUCAACAAAGUGAUAAAGUGCCUAGUGAUAAGGAAAAGCUUCUAUUAUCAGUUCGUCAAGAAUUGAUAAAAGAAAAUAAGAAGAUACCACGAACUGUCGGGAGUACUGGAAUAUCAGCUUCGUCGUCAUCGUCGAAAAAUGAUUCAUCUUGUCUUACUGGAAAACAGAUAAAUAAACCUGUAAAAGUUAAAGGUCCAUUCAGAAAUCCUGAAGAAGUGAAAAAGUGGAUAAAUACACCGUUAAAUCUAUCCUUACGCGUGACAACAGAUUACUUUUCACUGGAAAAAGCUCAACAAUCUUGGAAGUCUGAGGAAUGGAGAAACAGAUUACACGAUGAUAAAUUUCAUGCCGGAGUUGUGCCCUCACUACCUUACGAACGAUUGUUAUGGUCUGAGUCAGUUUAUGGACCAAUUCCAUAUGGUACAAAACACUUUCGAAAAUCAGAGGAGGAAAGUGCACUGAAUUCAAAGAAGUGCAAACCCAUACGAUUUCGUAAUGCAUUACCAUCGAUUGGAUUAUUCGAUAAAUUUAAUAAGGAGUAUAUACCAGGCUAUGCAACAGGUUGAAAAAGGACUUGAAAAAAAAUUUGUAAAACAUGAAUUUCUAUCCCAGUUUUGUCGAAAUAAUGGAGGAAUAUUAGAUUUAAAAAGAAAUAUAUUGUUAUUAUUAUAAA
Molecule: messenger RNA, 3510 nt
Organism: Trichobilharzia regenti
Lineage: Eukaryota; Metazoa; Platyhelminthes; Trematoda; Strigeidida; Schistosomatidae
Source: the annotation of a GenBank genome assembly